Adineta ricciae is the source of this 1065-nucleotide messenger RNA. The record is from the annotation of a GenBank genome assembly. Lineage: Eukaryota; Metazoa; Rotifera; Eurotatoria; Adinetida; Adinetidae.
AUGAGUUCACGUGGUCCAAUGCGUCUCGGGAAAAAUUAUCCCCACCCACCAUCACAACAACAGCAACCACAGCAGCAACAGCAACAGCCACCAUCUCAAUUCUAUCAACCCACAGCUCCAUACCCAGCAGCAGCAAACAAUUAUGCAGGUGAUUUUGGUAUGCCUCAACCUCAAAUUCCUCCAUCGUAUGGAGGUGAUUUUAAUGUUCCUCAGCCUCCACCAGCACCUUCGCACAAUGCUUUCUUCUCGCCGCAAACUGCUUUCUAUGCACCGCCAUCUCAACAACAAAUGCCGUCUAAUCAAGCUAUGCCCGGAGUGGAAUAUCUCUCUAACAAUCCACUUUUUAACGUUGGUUUAAAUGUUGUUGAACAGGGCAUGAAAGAUUUUACCGGCAAGACUGUGAAUAUGUUACCCAAUGAAAUGAAAAAGUCCAUCUCGUCAAUCAAGUACUAUUUUGCUGUUGAUCAAGCUUAUGUUUUUAAAAAACUUUGUCUACUUCUGUUCCCAUUUCGACCACGAAACUGGUCUUUAGGUUAUAGUGCGGAUGAACCAGUUCCACCACGUGUUGACACGAAUGCACCGGACUACUAUAUUCCCUUAAUGAGUGCUAUCACAUACGUUCUCGUCGCUGGCCUAGUCCUGGGUACUCAAGACAGGUUCACACCGGAACAGUUGGGUAUGCAUGCAUCAUCUGUACUGGUUUGGAACAUAAUUGAAAUAUGCGUUUUAUGCUUUACAUUUUACAUCUUCAAUGUUCAAUCGAAAUUACGUACACUGGAUCUAAUUGCUUAUUGUGGUUAUAAAUACGUUGGAAUGAUAGCUGCAUUAUCAUCAUAUUUAUUAACUCAUUCAUUAUUUGUUUAUCGUUGUUCAUUACUCUACGUUAGUUUAUCACUAUCCUACUUUCUUGUUAAAUGUCUUCGUUUACAAAUCUUACCAGAUACAGGUGGAUCUCAACCGUACGGUUCUAACGGAAAUAAGCGUCGUAUAUAUUUACUACUUCUUGUUGUUAUUCUUCAACCAUUUUUCAUUUGGUAUUUGACCCGACAUUUAAUUGUUGAUUAA